Molecule: messenger RNA, 1654 nt
Organism: Tilletiopsis washingtonensis
Lineage: Eukaryota; Fungi; Basidiomycota; Exobasidiomycetes; Entylomatales
Exons: 1
Coding region: 325-1467 (380 amino acids)
Source: RefSeq, a predicted model, not a curated record
GUGCGGUGCAGCACGUGGAUGGAUGCGCCUUCGAGCUGCGACGGCUUCCUUUAGCUCCACCACCACCACCACCACCUCCUUCCCCCUCCUUCUCCUUCCUCCUUCCUCCUUUCUCCUUCUCGCCGUUCCUCUCUCUCUCUCUCUCCUCACACGCGCGCUGCGCUUGUCGCCAGCAGCAGCGCUUGACACUCCGGCCCGCCGCUGCCAUUGCGCGCGCGCGCGGCCGCGUGCGCUCGCGUCGCGUAGAGUGGGGCCAACGCUCGAGCCCAGCAGCCAGCCUCAAGUUGGCGCCGCGCCGCGUUGGCCUAGUAACUGCUGGCAGCCAUGCAGUCCCACGCCGGCGCCGCAACGUCGCGCGCGCCGCCGCCGGCCCUGGCGCACAGCAGUUCCUUCUCGAGCCAGCAGAGCGCGCAGAGCAGCGCCGCCAGCUCCACGCUCAGCAGUCUGUCGGGCGGCAGUGCAGGCGACAGUGCGGGCGGCAGUGAGACGCACCGCACGUCCUACUCGCACUACGGCCAUCCUCCCGAUGCGUCAGGGGCGCCGCGCCUGGCCGUCUCGUCCGCGCUGGGCGACUGGCGCGGCGUAGCGCCGGGAGAGCAAGGGGCGGGGGAGCUGCAGCACUCAGAGUCGCACGGCUCCUUCUACGAGCACACCGACACAUCGCACACAUCGCUCCUCACGCUCUCCGCUCGCCUUCCUCCGCCGCCUCCACGGCCGCCAUCCGAGUCGUCAGGCAGCACGUCGCGGCGCUCUAGUCGCGCCUCACUAGGUGCUCUGCCGCGCGUAGGCACACCAGGCGCCGACGAAGAGCCCACACCGCCUCUUCCCGAGCCACCCCUUUCGCUCGCCGCCGAGCUGGCGCGCACCGCCGUUGGCAGCAGCUCUCGUUCGCCCUCCCUCCAGCACGACGGCGCCGCCUUUGGCGCUCCGCCCGAGUCUCCGUCGCUCGCUUCCUCUGCACGCCCUGCCGCACGGCGUCGCACAUCUGCACAGAGCGGCAAGCGCAAGAGCGUGCGCAACUCCACGAGCGAUGGACCGAGCAUCAUGAUCCGUGCCCGCUCGCCUGCUGCGGACCUGCGGAGCGCAUCGGACGCAGCAGCGACACCGAUGGCUCCCCUGCCCCGAGCAGUGGCGCAGGCGAUGCGCGCGAGCCACAGCAGCAGCUCGCUUGGAAGCGCCAGUGGCUUGCGCCGCGCCUCCAAUGCCGCGGCACACCAGCCAGGCAUCGAGAAUUCGUCGCUCGUUCUCAUGCGCGACGGAAGCGUGAUGGGAGCGUCGGCGUGGCAUCAGUUUAUGGACGACGCAGCGGAGACGCUGUAUCUGAUCCCAGUGCUGCGUGUGGCGAGAGAAACGGCGGCUACGUUGAAGGCGCUUUCGAGAGAGGUGUAUGUGCCAAUGGCUGUUGCCGGUCUGGUGAGUCUGCCUUGGCAUCGCCUGAUGCGCGCCACUUGUGCUGAGACGGCGUGAAAGGACAUGCUGGCGCCACUGUGGCCGAGGUCCGGCAGCUCAACAGCAGCGAGAUCAAGCACGGAGGCGGCGCCAGUCGAUCCAGCUGUUCAGGGACAGCUGCGUGCCGAACACUGGAAGCACACGCUUGCCACCUCCUCGCUUCUCUCGCCUACACUCUCCAUCUCGUCAUACGCAGCCACGAGCG